GGCCCAUUAUUACAAUCAUAUAAAUAGCUUCUUCAUUUUCAUUUUAGACUUCAUAGACGGUUUGUUUUUUCCAGCAUAAAGCAAUUAAGCAUUAAAAGCAAAGUUGAGUAGAAAGUAGAAAGAAUCAUAGAAUGGCUUCUCCUACUCCGAAAAGAUGGCUUCCUCUUGAAGCUAACCCUGAUGUCAUGAACCAGUUUCUUUUUGGUCUUGGUCUUCCUGAGGAUCAAGCUGAGUGCAAUGAUGUAUACGGAUUAGAUGAUGAGCUUUUGGAAAUGGUUCCAAAGCCUGUUCUUGCUGUGCUUUUUCUUUAUCCCCUUACCACCAAGAGUGAAGAAGAGAGGUUGCGACAGAUAAAUGAAAAAAGGGAAUAUAGCAACAAAGUGUAUUUUAUGAAGCAAACUGUGGGUAAUGCUUGUGGUACAAUAGGACUUCUUCAUGCUCUCGGUAACAUAACUUCUGAAAUCAAGUUUGUUGAGGGUUCAUUCUUUGAUAAGUUUUUCAAAUCUACCGCAAACUUGGACCCAAUGCAGCGUGCUUUGUUUCUUGAGAAUGAUACUGAGAUGGAGGUUGCUCAUUCUGUAGCAGCCACUGCUGGUGAUACAGAGGCAUCAGACAAUGUGGAUACUCAUUUCAUCUGCUUUGCUUGUGUGGAUGGUGAACUUUAUGAGCUUGAUGGAAGAAAGUCAGGAGCAAUAUCUCAUGGUCCAUCCUCACCAAGUACUUUGUUGAAGGAUGCAGCUAAAGCCAUCCAGAGCAUGAUCCAGAAGAAUCCAGAUUCCCUCAACUUCAAUGUCAUUGCAUUAUCAAAGAAAUCCCAGUGAUGGAUAUUAAGGCAGUCAAUUUGAGCUUUUUUAGGGUUAAUGAACAUUUUGAUGUGAUUUCUUCAUGUUAUCUGUAGUAUAAUCUCACGGCAUUCUCAUGCAUCUUUUUAUUCACUUUAUCUCUGUGUAUGCUCAGAUUUGUUUUUACAUUCAAAGUGAUCUUGUAAGCUUAUGCCUCUCUGAAUAAAACUUGAUGUAGUAACAUUUCAUGAUGAAGAGUAUGACCGGCAUUUUCAAAACUUACCCAUUAAA
This is a messenger RNA of Cicer arietinum (chickpea), 1073 nucleotides long. Its product is annotated as ubiquitin carboxyl-terminal hydrolase 3. Gene Ontology annotation, biological process: ubiquitin-dependent protein catabolic process; protein deubiquitination. The record is from RefSeq and is a predicted model, not a curated record. Gene Ontology annotation, molecular function: cysteine-type deubiquitinase activity. Lineage: Eukaryota; Viridiplantae; Streptophyta; Magnoliopsida; Fabales; Fabaceae. Gene Ontology annotation, cellular component: cytoplasm.